Cucurbita moschata (crookneck pumpkin) is the source of this 959-nucleotide messenger RNA. RefSeq lists its product as uncharacterized. Lineage: Eukaryota; Viridiplantae; Streptophyta; Magnoliopsida; Cucurbitales; Cucurbitaceae. The coding region runs from base 205 to 732 and encodes 175 amino acids. The transcript has 2 exons. The record is from RefSeq and is a predicted model, not a curated record.
UUUCCACAUAUAUAUAUAUAGGUUUUGGAGCAUAUAGGAGUAGUACAGUUACAAGAUCUUGAUCCUUUUUUCAAAGUUUUAUCAACAAAGAGUAAAAAAGAUCGUUCCUUUUUGCUUUGAUUCUCCAUAUAUAGUCGCAAGAAACCAUUUUUAUCAAUACCCAUUUUGUUCUUCUUUGUCUUUUGGUUUUGGAUUGAUUAUCCAAUGGGAAAAUUGCAAGAAAAUCAGCAGCUUGGUGUUGAUGGAGCUCAGAAUAAUGGGUGUUGCAGAUGGAUCACGGAAGAUUGUGAAGCUUCAAUGGAGUCUUCAAUGGAGCUCAGUUCUGUAAAUUCUGAAGCAUCUUCUUCUUCUUCUUCUUCUUCUUCUUCUUCUUUGGAUAUGGUGGAAGAUGCCAUUUCUCCGGUUUCAAGUUCUUCAUUUUCAUCGUGUUCUUCAAAUGGGCCUCUUUAUGAGCUAUCAGAGCUAAUGGUUCAUCUUCCUAUGAAGAGAGGGUUGUCUAGAUAUUAUGAUGGUAAAUCAGAGUCUUUUACGUCUCUAGCAAGUGUAGAAAGAUUAGAAGAUUUGGCUAAGAGGGUGUCUCCAAUUACCAAAAAGUUCAAGUCUUGCAAGAGUUUUGAUGGUCAUAAAUCCAUUAUUCCAAGGGCCACCAUAGCCAAGAAAGCUUCAAGAUCAAGAGGGAGAACUAGUUUGCUUUGUGGAUCUAGGUCUGCAAUCCCUGUGAAUGGCCACUGAUUACUUUCCUUGCUCGAGUUCAACGAUUGUCGGGUGGGAAUUGAACAUCGAGAUAAUUGAUGUCUUAUCCAUCGAAUUAAUCUUGAAUUCGUGCAUUCAUUACUAACCCUAUGCCAUAAUUUCCCCCUUUCUUAUUUUUCUAAGGAAUUUUGUUUCAACCUUCAAUUGUAGAUCAAUGAUUUUGCAAUACUUGCGAGCUUUAAGCUGCUAACAUGGAUGACGGAUUG